Molecule: messenger RNA, 3087 nt
Organism: Stegastes partitus (bicolor damselfish)
Lineage: Eukaryota; Metazoa; Chordata; Actinopteri; Pomacentridae
Gene: myo1ha
Product: myosin IHa
Exons: 30
Biological process (GO): endocytosis; actin filament-based movement; actin filament organization
Cellular component (GO): myosin complex; plasma membrane; cytoplasm
Molecular function (GO): actin filament binding; microfilament motor activity; ATP binding
Source: RefSeq, a predicted model, not a curated record
AUGGAGGGGGCCCUGACUGCCAGGGACCGGGUGGGAAUUCAGGACUUUGUGCUCCUGGAUGAAACCACAGAAGUGGCUUUUCUCAGCAACCUAAAGAAACGCUUCAGCAAGGAUCUCAUCUAUGUGAGUCUGGGAGGGACAAUUUAAACCCUGCUGUCAACAAAUGUAAGCACAUUUUUGCAAUAAAUCUAAACUUUUAACUCAUUCUUUUAGACAUAUAUUGGCACNNUUAUGUUUGCUCUGCGUCUCCACAGCUAUGCCUUAGCAGAUAAUGCCUACCAGACUAUGCUGACAGAGUUCAACAAUCACUUCAUCCUCAUUUCUGGUGAGAGUGGAGCAGGGAAAACAGAAGCCUCCAAGAAGAUCCUGCAGUAUUAUGCUGUCAGUUGUCCCAGCACCACUCUACUAAACACUGUCAGAGACAAAAUGCUCAUGUCCAACCCUGUCCUGGAGGCUUUCGGGAAUGCCAAAACACUAAAAAAUGACAACUCAAGUCGGUUCGGGAAGUAUAUGGACAUUCAGUUUAAUAGCGAGGGGGAUGCUGUCGGAGGCCAUAUCCUGAACUACCUGCUGGAGAAGUCAAGGGUUGUGCAUCAGAAUCACGGGGAGAGAAACUUCCACAUCUUCUAUCAGCUGGUGGACGGAGGAGCAGAUGACUUGCUGCACAAGCUGGGCCUGGAGAGAGACGUCCAGCAUUACAACUAUCUAACCCAAGGAGAGUGUGCCAUUGUUCCUUCCAUUAACGACCAUAACGACUGGAAAACAGUCAAAAAUGCACUGCAAGUCAUCAACUUUGAUGAGAUUGACACUAACCACUUGUUAGGAAUCGUUGCAAGUGUUCUUCACUUGGGGAACGUUCAGUUCGAGUCUGACAGUAAAGGCCAUGCCCUCCUGGACAACAAUGGAGAGCUGCACUGGGUCUCAGAUCUGCUAGGCGUGGAUGCCCAGAGUCUCCAAGAGGGACUAACAUUCAGGAAGAUUGAAGCCAAAAAAGAUCAGGUCCUCACACCAUUCACAACUGAUCACGCCAUCUAUGCCAGAGACGCCCUGGCCAAAGCCAUCUAUGGACAGACCUUCACCUGGCUGGUCAACAGGAUCAAUGAGUCAAUGGAGAACAAGGACCCAUCACGGAAGACUGUCAUAGGGCUUUUGGACAUAUAUGGGUUUGAGGUUUUCUAUGCAAACAGUUUUGAGCAGUUCUGUAUAAACUACUGCAAUGAGAAGCUGCAGCAGCUUUUUAUCCAGCUGACACUGAAAGCUGAGCAGGAAGAGUAUGAAGCAGAAGAUAUUGAGUGGGAGCCGGUUCAGUUCUUCAACAACAAGAUCAUCUGUGACCUGGUUGAGGAGAAACACAGAGGAAUCAUAUCAAUACUGGAUGAGGAGUGUCUCAGGCCAGGAGAUGCUACAGACCUCACCUUCCUGGAGAGACUAGAAGAUAAAAUGGGAAACCACCCCCACUUUGUCACGCACAAACUGGCUGACAAAAUGACACGUAAGACUCUGGAGAGGGGAGAUUUCCGUCUCUUGCAUUAUGCUGGGGAGGUCACCUACUGUGUUGUGGGUUUCCUGGACAAAAAUAAUGACCUGCUAUACAGGAAUAUAAAAGAUCUGAUGUGUCAGUCUAAGAAUGCCAUAGUCAAAGAGUGCUUCUCCACCAUGGAUCCAGACAGCAGGAAAAGACCAGAAACAGUGGCGACCCAGUUUAAGAGCAGCCUGCUGAAGCUGACAGAGAUCCUCAUGGCUAAAGAGGCCUGGUACAUACGUUGCCUGAAAUCUAAUGAGUCCAAGCAGCCAGGUCAGUUCGACGAAGCGCUGAUCAGGCACCAGGUGAAGUAUCUGGGCCUGAUGGAGCACCUCAGAGUCAGACGAGCUGGUUUUGCUUACAGACGCAAAUUUGAUGUGUUCUUAAAGAGAUAUAAACCCCUGUGCCCAGCCACCUGGCCACACUGGAGGGGAGAACCUGCUGAUGGAGUGGAAGUGUUGGUUCAACAUCUGGGCUACCUGCCAGAUGAGUACAGAAUGGGAAGAACCAAAAUAUUCAUCCGUCAUCCCAGGACACUUUAUGCCACAGAGGAUGCUUAUGAGAAAUGCAAACAUGAACUGGCAACACGACUCCAGGCCAAAUACAAAGGGUACAGACAAAAGGGAGAAUUCAAAAAACAGAAAGAAGCCGCCACUAAGAUUGAAACUUGCUGGAGAGGCGUGCAGGCGAGGAAGGAGAAGGAGAAGAGAGCCUGGGCCGUGAAAGUCAUCAAGAAAUUUAUCAAAGGUUACAUGACCAGAGGGCAAGCAAAGAACACGGAUAACUCGGAGUACCUGGCCUUUGUGAGACAGAGCUACUUGAGCAGACUUAAAAACAAUCUGCCAAAGACGGUUUUGGAUAAAACCACCUGGCUGACUCCACCAGUUGUGAUGGCAGAGACUUCAGAGAUCCUGCGUACGCUUCACUACCGCCUCAUGGUGCGGAAGUAUGUGAGAGGAAUCACACCCCAGAGGAAAGCACAGCUUCAACUGAAGGCUACCACCAGCUCCAUCUUCAAGGGCAAAAAGGACAGUUAUCCACAGAGUGUCGCUCAGCCUUUUGUGGACACCAGAAUCAGUGAACAAGAAAUAAACACGAGGGUUCUCCAGAUGAUUCGCAACGAGCACAUUAAGUACAGCGUUCCAGUGAUAAAGUAUGACAGGAACGGCUUCAAACCAAGACCCAGACAGCUCAUCCUCACCCAGACAGCUGCCUAUGUAGUAGAAGAAGCCAAGAUCAAACAGAGAGUGCUGUACACCUCGCUCAAAGGGAUUUCAGUCAGUAACUUGACUGACGGUAUCAUUGUGUUCCAUAUAACAUGUGAAGACCCUAAACAAAAGGGGGAUCUAGUUAUGCAGUGCGACCACUUGUUCGAGUUUUUAACCAAACUCACUGUCAUUGCUAAAAAACAAAAUCUGAUCAAAGUGGUUCAGGGAAGUAUCAAGAUUGAAAUCCAGGCAGGGAAAGAGAGCGCAGUGGACUUCGGCACUGGGCAGGAGCCAAUGGUAUACAAGGCCAAGAACGGACACCUCAUGGUGGUUGCCACCCGUGCAAGGACACGGUAA